AUGUAUGGCCUCCAAAUGUUCGAGUGCCGCUCAAGCGUUAACGUUCCUAUGCGGAAAUUCUACUUAACUAACCCCCAACUAUUAUAUUUACAUAACCGUUCUACUCAGCUGAAUGCUCGAGCUCGUUAUCCGAAUGAAACGUUUUCUUCUUACAUGAACAAGAUGGAAGGACUGAUUUACAGUGUUCGUUAUUUCCGGGUCAUAGCAACAGGGUUAAUAUUUCUCAUUAAUAUAACUGCAGCUUUUGCAGAUAACAACUGUGCUGACAGAUUGAUUGGUGUAGAGAACAGAUACAUCAUACCUGACAGCAGUUUUACAGCAACUUCUAAAUACGACGACAGAUACUAUCCAUAUCACGCUAGACUCAAUAGUAACUUGAAAGGAUGGUUACCAAGAACACAAUCAGAUCCAAAUGAUUAUCUACAGAUUGACCUUGGGCUCCCUUACGUCAUCUGUGCUGUAGCCACACUGGGUUGCAGUGAUUGUAAUGAGUGGGUGACACAGUAUAAGAUAAGUCUGUCCAUGGAUAAUACAAACUGGUCUCUUUACAAAGAAAAUGGGGCAGUAAAGUUGUUUGAUGGAAACACCAACUACGGAACCAUUAAAAAAAAUACCCUUACCAAACAAUUGACGAGAUACAUCAGAUUCAUACCUACAAAGAAAUAUCGCGAUAAAACAAUGAGAGUAGGGAUCUAUGGAUAYUUAAAAGAGCGCAAUUAUUUGGCAUGGCCAACACAUCACAACAAGUCUGGAGAAAAAGAGUUUAGCGGUAACUCUGAAAGAACAACAGUGGUUACUAAUGCAAUAUCCAACCCAUUCAGAGCCAGGUUUGUUCGUGUACUUCCAAAAGAGUUCAAACAAUGGAAGAUUCUAAGGGUAGAUUUCAAAGGACUUCCACUUGGUUGUACCUCGUCGCUUGGUCUUGAGAAUUCACAAAUACCAGACUCACACUUAACGUCAUCUUCGUCAUCGGAUAAUUUCCAUGCUGCAUCACGUGGUCGUCUGUAUGGCAGUUCGUCAUGGUGCAGCCAAACAAUUGGUAAUAAUGAGUACAUACAGGUUGACCUUGGACAGGUCAAGACAGUGACAGGUAUUGCAACACAAGGUAACCCACAUAUGAAUGCAUGGGUGACGUCAUACAAAGUUGGCUACAGCUUUGAUAACAGAUAUUGGAAUGAGUACAAACAAGGACAGGUCGUUAAGAAUUUAGAAGGAAACAGCGAUAGGAAUGCCGUCAGAGUCAACUGGGUUAGAAAUCCAAUAGCAGCACGUUAUAUCAGAAUUACCCCUCAGACCCACAACUCAGGGGGCGGUCAUUGUCUACGAUUUGAAGUCUAUGGAUGUGAUAUCUUCGUUGCCCCAAAAGUGAUUUUGGAUACUGUUGAUUUCAUCCUUCCAAGCAUCAAAGGAAGUUCCAUUACAUUAACAUGUAGUGUACUUGGUGAACCAGCACCUGACAUCCAGUGGUUUAACAAUGGAACAAAGAUCAACGGUGCAACACAAUCAACACUACAAGUACGGUUUAUCUCUGCUGAAGACGUGGUGUCCAAGUACAACUGUACAAGACAAGAUCCUAACACACGAGCUGUGGUCUGCAACACGUUCUACACGUGUAGGGCAACGUAUCCAAACUACGUGCCAAGUGGAGGAAUGAAUGAGGCAUCGGGGAAAGUGACCGUAUUUUUGAAUGUCUUUAAAGCACCAAAUGUGACAGCAAAACUAAACAAGAGGUCGAUAACAACGAAAUGGCCCGCAAUGACAGCUUCUGAUGACGUUGGUACCAUCAACUCGUACAAUAUACAGCUCAGUAAUCAGAGUUCAACGGUGACCUAUAAUGCACAUCAUCCUGCUCUUAACUACACUAUUGAACAUCUCAAGCCGUACACCAACUACAGCAUCAGAGUGAAGGCGAUAAGUGUCGUUGGGCAAGGACUGUGGAGCAGUUGGCURGAUGUUAGAACGUUGAUUGCUGAGCCUGAAGGUUUACCAUCAAUCACAGGGGAAAAUGUCCUGUCGUCACAAAGUAUACAGCUUCAUUUCCAGUACUCACAAUUAGACCUGUUACAUGGCCCAAUGACUGGAUUCAGGAUCUUUUACAAACCAGAGGGCGGAACACAACAACAGAUUGCAAUUGACGUGGGUAACGUUAAUAUGACAACUUUGACAAAUCUCAAAAAGUACACAAGCUACAACAUAUCAGUGGCUGUACGAAACACUAUGUAUGUGGGUCCUGCAUGUAGUGUUACAAUAAUAAGAACAUUAGAGGAUGCCCCGGAUAUUGGUCCACAAAAGACAACAGCAACAAAGAUAAACGACACAACAUUUCUGGUUACCUGGCAACCGUUAACAACAGCUCAAAGUAACGGCGUGGUUACUAAGUACGAGAUCUUUUGGUCAAUAGAUAUUGAGGGAGGUCGUUCAGGAAGAUCAUUACAGGAUAUGUUUAAUACUACAACACAGGCUACCCAGUACAUACUGUGCAACCUUAGAUUUUGUGCAAACUAUACAGUAUCUGUCAGGGGUUAUACCAGUGUUGGACCAGGACCCAAAAGUACCAUUAAUAUUUUGACAUCGCUUGCACAACCUACUGAUGUACAAGCCGAGAGUCAAACAAAGACUUCUAUUAGAGUGAGAUGGGAAAAACCCUUGCCAUUGUCAUUGGUUGUAUAUGAAUAUACGAUUGAAGUAAAAGGUUCUAAACCAUACUGGAGCAAUUACUCAUUUUCAAGCACUCACAAGCAGAAUGGAGCACGAACUAACACGGUAAUCGACGGUCUAAAUCCUGGUACAAGCUAUGAAUUCUGGGUAACAGCAUUAGCAGCAUGUGGUAAGAGUGAGAAGAGUGUAUCAAGUAAAAAAGACACAGACAUUGACAAUCCUGUCAAGCCUACGGGGAAUUCUAUAACUCUAAAGAACAAAUUUGACGUU
Molecule: messenger RNA, 2928 nt
Organism: Actinia tenebrosa (Australian red waratah sea anemone)
Lineage: Eukaryota; Metazoa; Cnidaria; Anthozoa; Actiniaria; Actiniidae
Product: receptor-type tyrosine-protein phosphatase delta
Molecular function (GO): protein binding
Source: RefSeq, a predicted model, not a curated record